Molecule: messenger RNA, 994 nt
Organism: Striga asiatica
Lineage: Eukaryota; Viridiplantae; Streptophyta; Magnoliopsida; Lamiales; Orobanchaceae
Source: the annotation of a GenBank genome assembly
AUAAGAUCCCAAACUCACCCUAAAAUAGUCUAUAAAGAUAUAUAUGGAUUUAGCUAGAGCGGUUGUGGGACCCAUAUUCGGAAUCCCUUCGCUCUUUCUCAUCACUUGCCAUAACAAAACCGCAACAAAACCACUAUUACUGUCCCCUGCUCCCCGCACACAGAAAUCCUAAAAUAUAGCACCAUAUCAUAAAAUCGCAAGUAUAAUAAGUACUGUUUAGAACUGAAAAUCUUAAGAGCAAAAAGAAAAAAAAAAAUAAAAGGUAAAGAAAAAUGGAUAAAAGUGGCGAGAAAAAGAAAGUGAUGGUGGCGAUUGAUGAGAGUGAGUGCAGUCACUACGCUCUCGAGUGGGCCCUUAACAACCUUCGAGAGUCCCUCCAAAAUUCGAAGCUUCUUAUCUUCACUGCUCAACCCCUCGCCGAUUAUGGCUAUCUUUAUGCUUCCUCAUACGGAGCUGCUCCUGCUGAGUUGGUUACAUCCGUACAAGAAAUUCACAAAAGGGUUGCUGAGGCUCUGUUGGCUAAAGCAAAGGAAAUCUGCAGUCAAGUUGGGAUAGCUGCCGACACAUUUACGCAAGUUGGAGAACCAAAGGAGGUAAUAUGUGAAGCUGUGAAAAAGCAUAACAUACAAUUACUUGUCCUUGGCAGUCAUGGCCGCAAAGCUUUACAGAGGGCGUUUCUUGGAAGUGUUAGCAAUUAUUGUGUCCACAAUGCCAAAUGCCCUGUUCUUGUCGUGAGGAAAUAGGAGAAUGACUCGUUCUACUCCAUAAGAGCCGAUCAACAGACCAAAUCGUUUGAAUCUUCAGUUUCCAGUUGUAUGAUAUUUAGUAAAAUCGUUUGAAUCUUCAAUUUCCAGCUGUAUGAUAUUAAUAAAGGAAGCUCGUGGAGAGCUGCUUAAUGAUCCAAAAAAUAUAUUCAGAGUGUCCAACCUAUAUGAUCAUGUGAUGUUAACUUUUGUUUCUUGUUUUAUUGUACUAGUAAAGUGCACGUGCGAUG